Molecule: messenger RNA, 306 nt
Organism: Naegleria fowleri
Lineage: Eukaryota; Heterolobosea; Eutetramitea; Acrasida; Naegleriidae
Exons: 1
Coding region: 1-306 (101 amino acids)
Source: RefSeq, a predicted model, not a curated record
AUGGUCAAAACAACAACUCGAGGAAUUUCCGAAUACGAUCUUAUCCAUUCACCUCCCACUCAUACUUUUCAUCCAACGACGAAAAAAGAGCUUCGUCGCUAUCACACCUCUCUCGAAGAAUCACAUUCGAAGGAUUAUCCUUAUGUGACACCUGGCAGUUUUGAACAUAUUGAAGAGCAUUCGAAUGCACCACCUGAUCAAAUUCAAAGAUUGAGAUUGGACAUGUUGAGGCAAGAGUUUGAGAAGGAUAGAGAGCAGGGAUUUCCAGAGUGGAAUUUGGAGGAUACUUGGAUGAAUAAGAUUUAA